This is a messenger RNA of Paramecium pentaurelia, 1546 nucleotides long. The record is from the annotation of a GenBank genome assembly. Lineage: Eukaryota; Ciliophora; Oligohymenophorea; Peniculida; Parameciidae.
AUGCUGGUUAUUAGUUUAAUUCCUAUUAAUAUCAGAUCUCAAUAUUAGAAAUUAGAUAAACUAAUUUAUUGGUAAAAUUUAGGAAAUAAUUUAAACUUUGCUAUUUUCUGUUCAAUCAUCCACUACUUCUUGAAUUAGAAAAAUUAUUAGCCUAUUUAAAAAUUUUUGAAUAUUAGUUAAAAUAGUUUAUCAGAGGAUUCUCACUAAUUACAAUAAUUAAUUAUACAAAGUUUAGAAGAGAAAAAUCCAAUUUUACAUUUUUUUAGAAGUUUAUAAUAAAUAGAUAAUUAUGUUGAUAAGAUAGAAAAAUUAUUAAUUCAAUUGUGUAGAAUACAUUUUUUAAUAAAAAACUAAAAACCAUACUUAAAUAGCAUAGCAAUAUUUUUAUAAAUUGAAAUUAAUUUCUUGCAAAAUAAUGAAAAAUUAGGAAGAGGAUAGGAAUUAAUAUUACUCUCAAAAAGUAAUGAUGAUUUCUAUUUUAUUAUUCCUCUUCAAUAAAUUCAAAAAUUACCUUUAUAUAAAUGUGUUUAAUGUAAAUAGGAUUAACAUUGCAUUAAUAUGAAUUGUAAACAUUAGAUUUGCUUAAAUUGCAUAUAAACUAAUAAAUAGAAUUCUGAAGAAGAUUACUUCUUUUGUAAAUGUGGACAAAUAAUUAUAAAAAAUAAAUUCUUGGAAGAUGCUAUAUAAGAAACUUAAAAUCUUUAAAUUAUAUAUGCUCAUCAUUUAUUGAUAACAGAAUAUUAUGAAUAGAUUACAGAAAAAGAUUAGAUGAAAAUAGAAUAUGAAAAAGUAGAAUAAAAAUAUUAACGAUAAGUAUAUCCCUAAGAAAUAAUAAACAGUUCAAAUACGUUAAAAUAAAAAUUUCCAGAAAGAUUUUAACAAAUUAAUUUUUAACAAAGAUUACUGAAAUCAGAAUGCGAUACUUUUGAGUAAAUUAUGUUUAUUACAUAGGAAUUAACAAAAUAUUAAUUUCUUAUAUUCUACUUAAUCUCAAGAAAGGGUUAAUAAGACUUUUUAGCCAUAUUCUAUAUAAACUUAAAAUCAUUUUUCUGAAGGAAUAUCAAGGAAUUUUGAUUUGAUGAGCCACUAAGAUGAAUUAUAAUCAUAGCCAUUUUAAGAUUCAAGUAGAAUUACUUAAUAACAAUAAUGUUCUUAUUGUAAUUCUCCAUUUGAUGAAUUUAAUUUAUAAUAAGAUAUAAAUUGUAUAAGUCAUGUUAUUGGAGCAUGUUGUGUAAUGGGAGAUUAUAAUAAUUGCCCUUAAUGUGAAAAAAUUAAGGAAAUAUGGCAUCAACGUAUUAAUAAAUAUUAAUUUUUAGUUAAAAAGAAAUUUAAACCUGAAAAAAUAAGUUCUUUAAAUUAACCCACAAUUUAUUAUGAAAAAUAACUUCCUAAUUCAAAAAAACUAAUCUAAUCAACACCAAUAGUAUCCUCAUAUAAUAUAAGAGUUCCAACAAUGAAAGAAUUUUAUGGACCAUAAAGUUAUGAAAGGUAAAAUAAUAAUCAAUCUUUUCAAUAAAAUAGGUUGGCAAAUAAAGAAUUUCCAUGA